AUGAGCGGCAACCUGGACCUGACGGUGCAGUAUGAGCUUGUAGAGCGCGUUGGUGGUGGUGCCUUUGGAGAAGUCUUUAAAGGAGUUGAUGUUCAAACGGAGGAAGUAGUUGCUGUGAAGAUUAUUGACCUGGAGUCUGCGGCUGAUGAGAUCGAAGACGUGCGGCAGGAAAUACGUGUGCUAUCUCAAUGCUCGUGCGAACAGUUGACGACAUAUUCGGGAUCAUUUAUUGCUGGGACAAAACUCUGGAUUAUUAUGGAGUUUCUUUCGGGCGGUUCCGUGCUUGAUAUUAUGCGUAGUGGUCCGUUGGAUGAGGCUUUCAUUGCCAUCAUUCUUCGCGAGCUUUUAAAAGGACUGGAGUAUUUACACUCCGAGAAAAAAAUUCAUCGCGACGUUAAAGCUGCAAAUAUCUUGCUGAGCGGUGAUGGUCGCGUGAAACUGGCGGAUUUUGGAGUGACUGGACAAAUUACAGAGACGAUGACAAAGCGCAAUACGGCAGUAGGAACCCCGUUCUGGAUGGCACCUGAAGUCAUUCAAGAGUCCCAAUAUGAUUUUAAGGCAGAUAUCUGGUCAUUAGGAAUUACAGCAAUCGAGAUGGCAGAAGGUGCUCCACCGCUUGCUGACAUUCAUCCUAUGAAAGUGCUGUUCAUGAUUCCAACGAUGGAUCCUCCCGUAUUGAAUGGAUCUUUUUCGCCUCGAUUUGUUGACUUUGUAUCGUGUUGCCUUCAAAAGGCUCCACAGGACAGACCAACAGCGUCCGAGUUAUUACAACACCCCUUUAUUCUCUCUGCCAUGCACGUGUCCCAUCUUUUAGAGCUUUUGGAUCGAAAUCGAUUAGAAAAACAGCGUAUUGAUCAGCAUGACAAUGGAUGUACACGAAAUCAAAGAAAUGUCGCUGACAAUGACCGUAUCGUAGACGGGUUUGAUUACACGGACCUCGAUGGAAGUCAUGGUGAUACUUUGCCUCCAAUUAGUCGAAAUGACAAAAUUGAUGCCUCUCCGCUCCUACGUAGCCAGCGAGAAAGUGGCAAGUGUCAUGAUCGAAAGGCAUCUGUGGGUAGUGGAUGGGAUUUUAAUACAAUUUGUUUAUCCUCGGCGGGACUUCAGCAAGAGCUGAAGGGACAAGUGGAGGCUUCUGCAGCAGUUUCAAAGAAUACGGCACUGGCGGCGGAGCUCAAGACUAUGGAAGUCAAGUGGAAGAAAGAGAUAGAGAAGAAAGAAAUUGCGGUGGCAGAGGCUGAUUUAGCUGCCGGUGAGAUCCAAAAGCUGCAAGCGGAUCGGAAUCAGCUCGUGCAACGCACAGAGAGCGAUGCCAAACGUAUCCGAGAGCUAUGGCAGCAGAUCACACGAGAGCACGAGGUAAAAGUCGAAGCUCUCAUGCAAGAACUGCAAAAUGCCAGACAAAAGUCGACUACGUUAGAAGCUGCAAUCGCUAUCAGUCAUCGGGAAAUCACAAUGCUUAAGGAGCAGAUACAGACGAUGCGGGACGCAAAGGCAGUACAAAAAGAAUGCCCCGCUGCUGUUAAGAGUGAACGAUUGCAAACUGAUGAGCAGCAAGAUCUAGACCGGAUGAAGAUGAACACAAUAGAAAAUGAGAAGCACCGUACAAUACUUAAAUGGCGACAAGCAUUGAGUGAUUGUAAGCUUUACGCACAACGAGAAGUGACAGCUGUAAAGGAGCGGGACGCGGCGGUGCUAGCAGCGCGCAAUAUUCAGAAAGUAUUGGAGGAUCGCAAUGAGGAAGUGCUGGCUCUUAAAACUGAGCUGACCAUUCUUCUUGAUAAACAUGAACUCCUAGUUACACAAUACAAACAAUCAGCACGUGAUCGGGAGGCCCAAAUGGUGCUGCGAACGCAGAAGCUACGUGACAGUAAGCGCUACGCAAAAGAGUUAUCUCAGCUUCGAAAAAAGGAGGUUUUGGGUUACAAACAGGUUAUUUAUGCGGUUAACGCACGGCUCAAUGAGGUGCAAGAGCUCAGUAAAGCGACUCAAAGCAAUGCCUGGCUAUUGGUUCAAAAACGCGGAGCAAUCUUUUUGACUCAGUCUUCCCAAAGUGCGAUUGUUUUGGUGGCCGCUGCAUCACCCAUUCAUCUUAACAGAUCUUUGACCACCUCUCCAUCUGAUACGAGCAAUAAAUAUGGCUAUUCGCUGCCAAUUCGAGAACAUGAGAACUUCUACAGCACGUUUGAGUCCGAGCUUGCAGAACACAUCCCGGUCGUCCAUGCCAGUAUUGCUGGAUGUCGCUUCGUGGGCCGCGUGGCAGUAGGCAAUAAACGUGGUCUACUUCUUCCAAGUACCACCACGGACCAGGAGAUGCAACACAUUCGUAAUGCUCUUCCUGAUGCGGUCGUAGUUCAGCGCGUGGAAGAGCGACUUUCAGCUCUAGGAAACUGCAUCGCCACCAACGACCAUGUGGCGCUCGUGCACACAGAUUUGGACCGUGAAACUGAGGAGAUCGUUGCGGAUACAUUAGGUGUUGAAGUCUUCCGCCAGACAGUGGCGGGUAAUGCACUCGUUGGCAGCUACAGUGCCCUGUCCAAUCAAGGUUGUCUUGUACAUCCGCGUACCAGUGUAGAGGACCAGGAAGAGCUGAGUUCGCUUUUGCAAGUUCCAGUUGUGGCUGGUACCGUCAACCGCGGGUAUUUGGGUCUCAUGGAUAUGCUCACAUUGAUCAAGUGA
Molecule: messenger RNA, 2679 nt
Organism: Plasmopara halstedii
Lineage: Eukaryota; Oomycota; Peronosporomycetes; Peronosporales; Peronosporaceae
Product: ste ste20 ysk protein kinase
Exons: 8
Coding region: 1-2679 (892 amino acids)
Biological process (GO): cytosolic ribosome assembly; protein phosphorylation
Molecular function (GO): ribosome binding; ATP binding; protein kinase activity
Source: RefSeq, a predicted model, not a curated record